Messenger RNA from Dryobates pubescens (Downy woodpecker), 2151 nucleotides. RefSeq names its product pleckstrin homology, MyTH4 and FERM domain containing H3 (gene PLEKHH3). Bases 129 to 2129 code for a protein of 666 amino acids. The transcript has 11 exons. Lineage: Eukaryota; Metazoa; Chordata; Aves; Piciformes; Picidae. The record is from RefSeq and is a predicted model, not a curated record. Gene Ontology annotation, cellular component: cytoskeleton. Gene Ontology annotation, biological process: signal transduction.
ACCCGCCCGGGGCGGCGGCGGGGCCGGUCGCGGCGGCUGGGGCCGGUGCACGGCGCGACGCGGGAGGGCGGCGGGCCGGACCCGUCCCGUCCCGGUGCCGUCGCGUCCCGUCCGGUGUCGGCGGGGCAAUGCCGUUCCCAGGCGGGCUGUGGUGGUUGCUCUGCUGCCGGCAAGGCUUCACCCUGCUGCGGCGGGACUACGGCGAGGCCGAUCGGGAAGCGGACGGCGAGGCCGAAGAGGAGGAGGCGUCCUUCGAGCUCCGCGCCCAGGGAGACCAGGGGUCCCUGGAGGUGAGCCUGAGCCAGCCCACCCGCAGCAGCAGUGGCUCAGAGCGGUCCCUGCUCGUUGCGGAGGAGAUGCGCAGCCUCAUUGCGGAGAAGGGCCCGGGGCCGGUGGAGGAUGACUCUGAUGCUCUGGUGAAAGGCUGGCUGCAGCGGGAGGUGCGGGGUGGCGUCAAGACCCCUUGGAUCCGGCCUCGGAGGUACUGGUUCGUGCUGACGCCUGACUCCCUGGACUACUACAGCAGCAACGAGAAGGGGGCGCGGCGCCUGGGCUCCCUGGUGCUCACCAGCCUCUGCGCCGUGCUCUGGCCGGACAAACAGACCUACAAGGACACAGGCUACUGGAGCGUGACAGUGUUCGGCAGGAAGCACUGCUACCGGCUGUACUCCGAGCAGCUGAGCGAGGCAGUGCGCUGGGUGUGCGCCGUGCAGAAGGUCAUCGACAGCAAAGCGCCAGUCCAGACACCCACCCAGCUGCUGAUGCGCGACAUCGAGGAGCACUGCAGCAGCCCCGAGGUCCUGGAGCAGAUUUACCGCUGCAACCCCAUCCUGCGCUACACCAGCAGCCCCCUCUAUGCUCCUUUGCUGCCCUUCCCCUACGGCAGCCUGAACCAAAGUGCCCCUGGGCCCCGCGGCUACAGCACGCUGCGUGACGAGGCCGUGAAGCUCUUCAACUCGCUGCAGCAGCUGGAGUCAGAGCAGGACCCGGUGCCGCUGAUGCAGGGCGUCCUGCAGACCUGCCUGGACCUGCCGCCGCUGGUGGAUGAGAUCUACUGCCAGCUGGUGAAGCAGACCACGGAGCCGCCGGCGCCGGGCGGGCAGGGCGACCUGCACUACUGGCAGCUGCUCACCUGCAUGAGCUGCACCUUCCUGCCCUCCCCACCCGUCCUGCGCUUCCUGCGCUUCCACCUGGACAGGACGGAGAGCCGGUUCCCCGCCUCGGAGAUGGCCAAGUACGCCAGCUUCAUCCGGGAGGCGCUGGGGAAGACCAAGGGGCGGCAGUGUGUCCCCUCCCUGGAGGAGAUCCUGGUGCUGAUGCGGCGGCAGGAGAUGAUCUGCACCGUGCACUGCCCGGGUGCUGCUGCCUGCCGUGUGGCCAUCAGCUCCCACACCACGGCCGAGGAGGUGGCCCAGGAGCUGGUGUCCCGCCUGGGGCUGUCCCAGAGCCCCAACCUCUUUGCGCUCUACGAGCAGUCACGGCGGCGUGAGCAGCCUGUGGGCAACACCACGCUGCUGGCCGACGUCCUCACCAGGUUUGAAAACCUGGCGGGGGAGCAGCGGGAGCAGGACCCUCCGUGCCGGCUCUGCUUCAAGCACUACGGCUUCCUGGACACAGACAACGUCCCGCGGGACAGCCUGGAGUUCGCCCUGCUCUUUGAGCAGGCACACGAGAUGGUGCUGCGUGGCUAUGUGCCCACGUCGGAGGAGACGCUGCAGACGCUGGCGGCCCUGCGCCUGCAGAGCCUCAACAGCGACUUCUCCACCCACGCUCCCUGCCCGCGCCUGGAGGAGCUGUUCCCGCCCCGUGCGCUCCACGCGCGGCUGCCGCCCCCCCGACCCCGCACCGCCAAGUGCCGGGGGGCUCGGCUGCGUGCGGGGCUGCUGGCCGGGGGGCUCUGGGGGCAGGCGCUGGCGAAGCAGAGGGCGGAGCGGGACCAGCGCCUGCGGGGCCGCCUGCGGGAGGAGGGGGCCAGCACCGUGGCCGCCAUCGUGGAGAAGUGGAAGCUGCUGCAGGGCAUGGGCCGGCCCGAGGCCAUGGCUGCCUACGUGGCACUGGUGCGGGAGUGGCCUGGCUUCGGCUCCACGCUCUUCGACGUCGACCUGCGUGCGGUGAGGCCCGGGGGAUGACAGGGGGGCGGCGGACGGCGCU